Messenger RNA from Musa acuminata AAA Group (dessert banana), 1771 nucleotides. Its product is annotated as flavone O-methyltransferase 1-like. Gene Ontology annotation, molecular function: S-adenosylmethionine-dependent methyltransferase activity; O-methyltransferase activity; protein dimerization activity. Lineage: Eukaryota; Viridiplantae; Streptophyta; Magnoliopsida; Zingiberales; Musaceae. The record is from RefSeq and is a predicted model, not a curated record. The coding region runs from base 60 to 1148 and encodes 362 amino acids. The transcript is spliced from 4 exons. Gene Ontology annotation, biological process: methylation.
CUCACCCCACCACCCUCUCUCUCUCUCUCUCUCUCUCUCUCUCUGAAGACCAGCCGGCCAUGGGUUCCGUCAAGAACGCGGUGCAGCUGACGCCGGAGGAGGAUGAGGAGGCGUGCAUGUACGCCAUGCAGCUCGCGAGCGGCUCCAUCCUACCCAUGACGCUGAAGGCGGCCAUCGAGCUCGACCUCCUCGAGAUCCUCACCAAGGCCGGCCCGGGCGCCAGGCUGAGCCCCGCGGACGUGGCGGCGCAGCUGCCCACCGAGAACCCGCACGCCGCCGUCAUGGUGGACCGCAUGCUCCGCCUUCUGGCCGCCUACAACGUCGUCAGCUGCACCGUCGAGACCGACGCCGAGGGGAGGCCGUCGAGGACGUACGGGGCGGCCCCGGUGUGCAAGUACCUGACCAAGAACGAGGACGGUGUGUCCAUGGCUGCUUUAGCUUUGAUGAACCAGGACAAGGUCCUCAUGGAGAGCUGGUACUACUUGAAGGAUGCGGUGUUGGACGGUGGCAUCCCCUUCAACAGGGCGUACGGCAUGACGGCGUUCGAGUACCACGGCACCGACCCCCGCUUCAACGCGGUGUUCAACGACGGCAUGAAGAACCACUCCAUCAUCAUCACCAAGAAGCUCCUCGACAUCUACCGCGGCUUCGACGACGUCAACCGGCUCGUCGACGUCGGCGGCGGCAUCGGCGCCACCCUCUUCAUGAUCACCUCCAAACACCCUCACAUCCACGCCAUCAACUUCGACCUCCCCCACGUCAUCUCCGAGGCGCCGCCCUUCCCAGGAGUCGAACACGUCGGCGGAGACAUGUUCGCGAGUGUUCCCUCCGGAGAUGCAAUCUUGAUGAAGUGGAUUCUCCACGACUGGAGCGACGAGCACUGCACGAAGAUACUGAAGAGCUGUUGGGAAGCAUUGCCGGAGAAGGGGAAGGUGAUAGUGGUGGAGUGCGUUCUACCGGUGGUUCCGGAGCCGACUCCCCGAGCUCAGGGCGUCUUCCACGUCGACCUCAUCAUGCUGGCUCACAACCCGGGUGGGAAAGAGAGGACGGAGGAGGAGUUCCAUGGCUUGGCCAAGCAGGCCGGCUUCUCCGGGUUCAAAGCCACCUACAUCUUCGCCAACGCUUGGGUGAUAGAGUUCACCAAGUAGAUUGCACUUCCCAUGGGUCACCGAGUCAGUCAUAUAUGCUUCUUGCAGGUUUCCGGCUUGAGCGAGUUCAUAUAUCGUUUUCUUGAGUUCAUCGUAGCUUUCAAUAUUGAAACAUGAAAACAACGAUGUAAACAUAAAAAAAUAUGAUUAUGUUAUUAUAUGAAAAUUUUUAAUAUCAUAAAUUGAAAUUAAAUAAUGAUAGAUCAAAUUAAAUAAUAAUCUUUUGCCUACACAAAGGUCGAUCAGAACGGUAGAGUUGUAGUUUGCUUGAAGGAAUGGACUAUCGAGGCUGCUCCCACAAAGGAAGGCAAUGAGAGAUGGUGAGUGGGUUCCCAAAGGAGUGCGUGCAGUGCACUCAAUCAACCAUGUUUGGUUUUGAGUGUUUCUCAUAUUAGUCGAGUCUUUUGCAUCCUAUCUUUCUGUGUUUGCUACUCGAGUGGGUCGGUUUCUUUAAUGGCAAGGAGGAGGAACAUUUCUUGCCUCCUGUGUUGUGUUGUGUUGCGUUGAUGCGUCGGAGGUCUCCGUGUUCCGUCUUUAGAAACUCACAUGAAGAUUCUGUUCUUGGCUGUCUCAUUUGACGGUGUAUAUAAGUAAAGAAGGACAUGGGAUCAUUUAUUUUUCUA